Phalaenopsis equestris is the source of this 1464-nucleotide messenger RNA. RefSeq lists its product as uncharacterized. Gene Ontology annotation, biological process: collagen metabolic process. The transcript is spliced from 7 exons. Gene Ontology annotation, molecular function: iron ion binding; L-ascorbic acid binding; oxidoreductase activity, acting on paired donors, with incorporation or reduction of molecular oxygen. The record is from RefSeq and is a predicted model, not a curated record. NCBI's taxonomy places the organism in Eukaryota, Viridiplantae, Streptophyta, Magnoliopsida, Asparagales, Orchidaceae. The coding region runs from base 16 to 1233 and encodes 405 amino acids.
UCUUCGCCGACCGUAAUGGAGGUGCAGCAUCCCCGUCUCCAUAUUCAUGAUUUUCUCCCUCAAGAUCUCUGCAAGAUGAUUUGCGCACAGGAGCUCGAGUUCAUCCACCGCAGCUGCGGGGCGGUGGGUUACCGUCCUAACGUGUUCUCGACGACCCUCAGCCAUCUGGUGGCCACCAACUGUGCUCACCUUAUUCUUCCUUUCAUCGUCAUCAGGGAGAAGCUCAAGGAGAAGGUCGAGGAUUUCUUCGGAUGCGAGUUCGAGCUCUUCAUCGAGUUCACUGGCCUCAUAAGUUGGUGUAAAGGGGCCUCAAUUGGAUGGCAUAGUGAUGACAAUAGGCAUUACCUUAAGCAACGAGAUUUUGCGGCAGUAUGUUACUUGAACAGCCAUGGAAAGGAUUUUGAAGGUGGAUUUUUUCGCUUCAAGGAUGGAGAUCCUUCAUCUGUUGUUCCUUUUGCAGGUGAUGUUCUAAUCUAUACAGCAGACGAUCGCAAUGUACAUUCUGUUGAUGAGGUGCUGGAUGGUGAAAGGCUUACAUUAACACUUUGGUUUACCCGUAACCGAGUCCAUGACGAGGAUGCAAAGCUAAUUUCUCUCCUCUCCCAAAACUUAUCAAACCAUGUAAAAGAAAAACCUUAUUCUUUCUUACCCUCGCCGGCAUCAGAUAAUAUGUAUUGGUUUUCUGAUGGCACAUCGGGCUUUGAUAUACGCUGUGCCAGGAUUCAAAACCUUGGGUUCAAGUUCUGUUCAUUGAAACAUCAAGAGUUCUCCACAUCUGAUAUGGCAGGUAAUCCUUCGGAGCUGCUUAACACGCCUGUACGGCUUGCCAGAGGUGAUGAGAUAUUUGGCGAGGAAUUUGUCAACAGCCUGCAUGCGUUGCAGGUGGUGCAAUUUUACCAUUUGAAAGCUUCAGAACUGAUUUCAUCAAGAAGAAAACAAGUUGAUGGCACAGAAUCAACUGAAUCUCAUCUCGCGAAUAAAAUGAAUGACACGGAAGUAUUGGUUUUGCUUUUUGACCAUCAACUUGCAGAGAAAAUUCUUGGCUACAUGUCCUCUGAUGAAAUUUUGUCUUUUAGUUGGGUUUCUUUGAAACUUGCCCUCACCAGAUGGGAGGAAUAUAUGUUCUCACUGUAUGAAGAGCUGUUGAUGCUUAUUCCACAUUGGGUGUUCCAUCAGACUCUCUUUCUGGCUCCCACUGCUGAGCAAUCCAGCUGUAGUCAAAAUUCAGGUUAGUCCUCUGAUUAUUUACAUUUGGUCAUGUAGUCCCAGAGUUUAUAAAAAUGCUAAAUUAGUUCCCAAAAUCUUUCAAUUGGGAGGUAAAAUAGUUUUCAUUGGAGAUUAUUUCAACCAUAUAAAACAGCUCUAGGAAUAAAUAGCCACUUUUAUAAACUUUCUGGUAAAGAGUGAGGAGACUAUUUUAAACCACCUCUUAUUUUAAAUUUAUACAAGUAAAUAUGUUUGUUU